AAGACGUCCCUGAUCACCAGGUUUAUGUACGACAGUUUUGACAACACCUACCAGGCCACUAUUGGAAUUGAUUUUCUCUCGAAGACAAUGUAUCUAGAAGACCGCACGGUCCGACUUCAGCUUUGGGACACAGCGGGCCAGGAGCGAUUCCGUAGCCUCAUUCCCAGCUACAUCCGUGACUCAACUAUUGCAGUGGUAGUCUAUGACAUUACAAAUCUGAAUUCCUUCCAGCAAACUUCCAAAUGGAUUGACGAUGUGCGAACAGAGAGAGGAAGUGAUGUCAUAAUCAUGCUGGUGGGGAAUAAGACCGACCUUGCGGACAAAAGGCAAAUUACUACAGAAGAAGGUGAACAGAGAGCCAAAGAACUGAGUGUGAUGUUUAUUGAGACUAGUGCAAAGACUGGAUACAAUGUGAAACAGCUUUUCCGGCGUGUGGCAGCUGCCUUACCAGGGAUGGACAGCGCUCCAGAGAAGAGCAAAGACGACAUGAUCGACAUCAAACUAGAGAAGCCGCCUGAGCAGCCGGUAACGGAGAGCGGGUGCUCCUGCUAAAGGGGCUGCCGCCCGGUGACCCUUUCCCGAUCGGCCAGUCCGGCCCCGCCGAAGAGCAUCCCCCUUUUCAUUGACUAGAGAAGCAACUUUCUGAGGGCUGCCACCCGGGCCUAGUGUGCGAUUGAGCCCCCCCCCCCGGCCCCGUUCUGUGGACAGCUCCAGCUGCCCCCUCCUACUGCAUGGUGUGAACCUCAAAUGUGUCCUGUCCCUUGUUGGUUGUUGCACUUGGUGCCGUGGCACCCUUUUCUCAGUUUCCUACCUUGGGCGCGCAUGCCUAAGAUGUGUUGUCCUAUGAAUGCAGAAGGGGAGGAGCUUUCCCCGAGUUAGGAAGACACCGAUAAACCUAACGGCAAAGGGAGGUAGUGGAGCCAGGUGGGGCGGGGGGAGGGGCCUGCUUCGUGGCUGCUUUCCGUUCAUUCCCCCUCCCGGAGGCCGCUCCCUUGGCUCGGUGUGGCCCCGCCACUUUUGAGGGUGCGGAAGGACUCCAGGGAGAUGGGUUUCCUGCCGGGUGCCCUUACCCCUUGCUGCCUUCCCUUUUGUUCUUUCUUCAUGGAGUACAGGGAAGAAUCUUGGAUUAUCUCAUCCUGGCAUUUGCUAUUUCCAUUUCCCAAGUUGCCCUAGACCUCUGCAGAACCAGUGGCCGUGUUACGUUGAAGGUUGUCAGCUCUUUUCCUGAAAGACGGUGCUCGGUUUACUGUUAAACGUGAUUAGAGAAGAUAGCCAAAGUUGGGCUGACUGUAGUAGGGAGCCUUGGUACCUGCUCACCCUGGCAGACUGGGG
Gekko japonicus is the source of this 1332-nucleotide messenger RNA. It is a transcript of the gene RAB41, whose product is annotated as RAB41, member RAS oncogene family. The transcript is spliced from 7 exons. Gene Ontology annotation, molecular function: GTP binding; GTPase activity. The record is from RefSeq and is a predicted model, not a curated record. Bases 25 to 552 code for a protein of 175 amino acids. Lineage: Eukaryota; Metazoa; Chordata; Lepidosauria; Squamata; Gekkonidae.